AUGUCAGAUAACGAUAAAACACCUGAUAAUUCUGUUGGUAAUAAUACCGCAUCAUCAACUGCCGGGGAAAAUGAAGAUGAUUUUAUAAGGCUUCGCGUUAUGGGACAAGCUUCUAAUGAAGUUCACUUUAAAGUUAAGAAAACAACAACUAUGUCUAAAUUAAAAAAAACAUACGCCGAUCGUAUGGGUGUUAGUCCUAACAGUUUACGUUUUUUGUUUGAUGGAAAACGUAUCGAGAAUACGGACACUCCAAAAUCUUUAGAGAUGGAUCAGGAUGAUGUUAUUGAAGUUUAUACCGAGCAAGUCGGAGGGUUCUGCUGA
Strongyloides ratti is the source of this 321-nucleotide messenger RNA. RefSeq names its product Small ubiquitin-related modifier 1. The coding region runs from base 1 to 321 and encodes 106 amino acids. Gene Ontology annotation, molecular function: ubiquitin-like protein ligase binding; protein tag activity. Gene Ontology annotation, biological process: protein sumoylation. Lineage: Eukaryota; Metazoa; Nematoda; Chromadorea; Rhabditida; Strongyloididae. The transcript is spliced from 2 exons. The record is from RefSeq and is a predicted model, not a curated record. Gene Ontology annotation, cellular component: nucleus; PML body.